AGGGCGAUGGCGCCGAGCUGCGAAUCUCUGUCGGCGCCUCGAGGUGGGCGGGCGGGCGGCGAGCCGUACGCCGCCGCAGGCAGGGUGAGGAGGGGAACGGCGCCCUACGCCCCGGGCCGCCGCCGGUCUCCGCAUUGCUGAACUCCAUAAAUGUUUACCUACUUGAUGGCUGACUGACUUCCAGGAGGAUUGUACAAACAUAAUUUUUUUAGGGUUGUACCUGGGUACUGUUUCUUGUUUCCAGUGGCUGGUCUGUUAAACCUGGAAUAAAAGGAAACGUUCAAAAUUCUGUAGCGUUCAUGUCAGGUGUGGGGAGGAAUUGAUCUCAGUAUGCACCAACUAGCUGAUGAUGAUUGAAGCACUGAGUCAAGUCAGAUGAAGAGUGUCAAAUGGAGUCUACGAAUGGGAAACCAAGAUGGCAGUUCCACUGUUGAUUGAGAGGUUGAGGAAAUGGACUAAUGCAUGAGUGCUGUGAUAUAUCCAUCCAAGACAGGGACAUUUUAACAUGGACUUCAGUGUUACUAAACCAGAGAAGAUUUGGGUUUGUGAUCAUCCUACCAAAAUGGACUUGAAUUUCUAAAGGGUGUUGUACAUGCAAACAGAAAAUGGCUCUGUUUUUGAGGUGUGGGUGGCAAAACUUUAUACUCCAAGAAAUGUAUACUUAACAGGGGAAUUAAGUUGAUAUCCGGUAUAUUAUUACCUAUUUGGGCAAAAUGUAUUGUUAUGCUAUUUUUAAGUGACUUAUUUAAUAAAUGGUUUUUUUACACUUUAUUCUUGGUUUGUCUUUUUCCUGGCUGAAAAAUACUUAGAAUGUAUUGAUGUUUAGGUGCAUUACAUUUCUUUGAUCAUUGGAUUCUGAAAAUGAGAAAUAUUUUUAAUGCUGGUAAAUACUGAGGGCUUUGUAAGCUUUAUGAAAUACUUAACUUAAAUAUGGCUAUAUUUGGUUUCAAAGACUCUUCAGUUUCUCAAUUUCCAAUAUUUUAUUUUGAGUUAAAAUGUUCAGUUUUUUAAUUUUUCUCAGACUUGGUCAGUUGUCAGUCCUUUUUGUUAAAUUUUCUGAAGCUAUCAUAGGAUGGUACAAAUUUCAAAUGUAUUGGCAAACUGAGCAAUAAAAUGCAUGGUCAUUGGCUUGCAGUGAAGGGUCAUCCUGAACUAUCUUUGUUUUUGUUGUUUGUUUGUGUGGAGGGGUUUGGGGGUGUGUGCACAAAACCUUUAUAGUGAUCUUCAAAUGAGUUGCCUGAACAACUUCUUUGCUAAAUUUCAGGUGCUUUGUGUUGGAAACUUGUUACAUUUUGGAUUGAUUUUUUUAAAAAAACAACCCUAUACCAUUCUAAAAGAAAUUACUUCCAUGGAGUUGAGUACCUUGGCUUAAUGAGUGUUUAAACCAAUCUAUUAAAAUUAGUCUCUACGAGUGUCCAAUACGUUUCAUGGCCAUCCUCUAUACUAUGAAUUUCUUGUUGACUUAAUAACUCCUUACAAAUACGUGUCAAGUGGAGUUAUUUUGAUCUUAUUACUAGAUAAAAAACAACAAAGUUAACCUAUGUGAGAGAGUAUUUUUAAAAGUCAGUUAUUGUUCAAAAAUCACUUUGCUGCUUACAAGAAAUGUAUGUUCAACCAUUGGCUACAGAGAAACAAUUGCAUACUUAAAUUUCAUCUUGAACAGGUAGCCCAACUUUUCUCCUCAUAACUGAAUACCAAGACAGACCUAGGUUAAUUGAGAUAAUCUGUACAAAAGGGAUCUCCAGAUGAUAAAUAUUAUAGAUUUAGCAUGAGAUAUGUUUAACUGUCAUUCAUUGAGAUAAAUUGGUGGAAAUCUUCAUUCUUAACAUAUGGUAAUGGCUGUUCAUAACUGUUUAAUCUUGCAGUGUUGAAUGUACACACUUACCUAGCCAGUCUUGUUUCUGCUAUUUAUUAUAUGGUGCAGUUGAGUAUUAGAUUGUCUAAAAAAGACUGAGUAUUCAAACUAAUAGAUUUGUGCUGUGUGUGCAGAGGGUCACUAGCUUUCUUCUAUAUUUAUAUAAUCACUCACUAGACAAUAUUGCACUAUUUUGGAAUAGCACAUCUAAUUUACACAACCCUCAUUUUACUGCAUUGAAGAGACAGGUUGGGUUGACUGACUGAGGGCAAGAAUGGGAAGGAUAUGGAGGAGUUGAAAUAAAAAAAAUAACUUGGGUUUUACUGGUAGAGCUUGCUGUUGGCCAUUGGUUGGGAUAGUGUACCAUUUUUGAUACUUAGCAUAAAGCCCAAAUCAAAACAUUACCAAAAAAUCUGAAACACUGACGCCUGAUUCCAAUAUCUUGUAAAAUGGAUAAUGUGUGAAAAGCUCAGGUGACACUUAUAGUUGGCUGUCACUUUUGCUUGUUGUGGGAGGAGUGGUGGGCAUAAGGGCAUCUCUUGUGCUUAGAUUCUCUCCAGUUCCUCAAUGAGUGGUGUUUUCUCUACCAGGAUGUAGUAUCUGAGAAUUUACUUGGCUUGUAAUGAAUAACUAAUUCUGCACCUUGAAUUCUACAUUACUGUAAAAAGUCCACUUUGGGAUGUUAUAGUCUAUUAUAAACAAUAAUGGUUAAGGAAUGGGCAGUACUUAUCUGGGUGCUAUAUUUUCUUUGCCGUAGUGUCUUCAGUUAAUGAAUUAAAAUAACAUAGCUAUUUAAUUUUACUCUUCUCAAGAACCACCAGGGAGGCGCUGUUGAGUUGAAAGGGUUACUGGCAAAUUGCUUUCUUUAGGGAGUAGUGACUUCCCAUUUUUCAAGCUUGUAUUAUAGGUAUUGAGUGACAAGGGAAGGAAUUAUUGAUGGAUUUUUUUUUUGAUUGAAUUUAAAAAAAAAAAUUGCUACCCAUUGGGUGGGGUUGACUUCCAAGGAGGGUUGUUGCUCAAAUCUGGUUAUUAGUCCCUCUUCCAUUCUUUCAAAAUGGCUUGUUACAGCACCACUUCCUGUCCAGGGAGGAAGUAAUUUUAGCCCAUGGACUGAAAUAUUUAGCAAAUCUUUAAAACAAAAGAAACACAUUACAUUUCUUUCUGGCUUGAAAAGGGUUCCUGAGCCAGAUGGGGUUAAGGUGCCCCCUCAGAUGGGGUAGUUUGAAGAAGCCAAGGAUGUGGGGGGGUGGCAGGCACCCUUUAGGUGGAGGCUAUCUCUUUUUUUUUGGUAGAAAUGAAGGGGUGGGUCUAUGGUACAUCACCUGAGUUGUGGGGUAAAUGUAGAGAGUGUCAAUCAAAGGCAGAGCUCAGAGCUGGGAAGGAGCUCUAGAUGGCGGCUGUGCCUUAGAGAGAGCGCGCUGAGCUCCGUGCCUUCCCAACACUUUACGCAACUUUCCCUAACUUUCGGGCAGCCUCAGGGGGCCCCCAGAGCCCCUUACCUGUUCUAGGCACGAAGCGGGGGCAAAUUGAGCCUUUUUCGGGCAGAAAAGCAGCUUUUGGGGGCUCUCUUUUCGUGCCUUGCUGGAAAGAAGAAGCCGUGGAGAGAGCCCAGGUCGUUGUUUUUCCAGCUUAGAAGCCAUGGCGUACCUCCAUUUUUGUGCGCUCUCCUAAUGAGCUUUUCCCCCGGACAUUUUUUGUACUAAUUAUCGCUGCUUUUUACUUUCACAGCAGUAUAUUUUUGAGGAUUAGAAUCUAUUUAUUUUUUUGUAUUAUCUAAAAAUAUAUAGUUAUCGUUUUAGCCUCCAAAUAUUUUGGAUCUGAUGUUUUUCCACUACCCGAAACUAAUAUCGGCUUGGUCCUGGCGGUGGUGCAUGGAUCAGUAAAUACCUGGGCACAGGACAUCAAAGCAAACACAGAUACCCCCCUUAAAUAUUUAAGAAUUAAAAGAUGAUGAGAAAUGAGGACAAAAGCCAAGGAGAGGAGGGUUCAGUACACAGCAAUGCAUCGAGUCACUCAGCAUCUGAAGAGGCCUCUGGCUCCGACUCUGCAAGCCAAUCUGAAAGCGAUCAGGGGAGCGAACAGGGCAGUGAGCAUGGCAGCGAGACAAACAGCAGCUCAGAGUCCUCCGAAAGCCAAUCUGAAUCGGAAAGCGAGUCAACAGGUUCGAAAUCCCAGCAGACCCCACCUGAAACCAAAGAAAAACCAGCCAGCAAGAAGGAAAGGAUAGCAGAUGUAAAAAAGAUGUGGGAAGAAUAUCCUGAUGUUUAUGGGGUUAGGAGAUCAAACCGAAGCAGACAAGAACCAUCGCGAUUUAAUAUAAAAGAAGAGGCAAGUAGUGAAUCUGAAAAUGAAAGCCCAAAAAGAAGAGGCCAGAAGCAAAUGAGAAAACCAGGUAAAUGGAAAAGGGAGGCUUCUGGGGAAGAGGAGGAUGAAAAUGGUGCGGAGCAAGGCUCCAGUGCAGAUAGUGAACCAGAACAGAAGAAAGUUAAAGCCAGGAGACCAGUCCUGAGAAGAGCAGUGGUCAAAGCCAGUGUUAAAAAGACCCACAAGCCCCAACGUGGUAAGAGGAGAAAGAAACAAGACUCGUCUGAAGAUGAAGAUGAUGAUGAAGACGAUGAGACUCCCAAAAGGCAAACCCGGCGCAGAGCGGCUAAAAAUGUCAGUUACAAAGAAGAUGAUGAUUUUGAGACGGACUCCGAUGACCUGAUUGAGAUGACCGGGGAAGGGGCCGACGAACAGCAGGACAACAGCGAGACCAUUGAGAAAGUCAUGGACGUCAGGGUUGGAAAGAAAGGAGCCACUGGUGCUUCUACCACUGUGUAUGAGACUGAGGCCAACGGCAAUCCCAGCGCUGACUUUGACCCUGAAAAGGAUGAGGGAGAGAUUCAAUACUUGAUCAAGUGGAAGAGCUGGUCGUACAUUCACAGCACAUGGGAGAGUGAAGAGUCCCUGCAGCAGCAGAAGGUGAAGGGCCUGAAAAAACUAGAGAACUUCAAGAAAAAAGAGGAUGAAAUCAAACAAUGGCUAGCCAAGGUAUCUCCUGAAGAUGUGGAAUACUUCAGUUGCCAACAGGAGCUUGCUGCAGAGUUGAACAAACAGUAUCAGAUAGUGGAGAGAGUGAUUGCUGUGAAGACCAACAAGUCUGCAAUGGGACAUUCUGAGUUCCCAGCUCACAGUCGGAAAUUGUCCUCUAAUGAGCCUGAAUAUCUGUGCAAGUGGAUGGGGUUGCCGUAUGCAGAGUGCAGCUGGGAAGACGAGGCCUUGAUUAGCAAGAAAUUUCAACACUGCAUUGACAGCUUCAACCAUCGCAACAACUCCAAAACCAUUCCCACUCGGGACUGCAAGGUGUUGAAGCAGAGACCCAGAUUUGUUGCUUUGAAGAAACAGCCUUCUUACAUUGGUGGCGAGAACCUGGAGCUCCGAGAUUACCAGCUGGAGGGGCUCAACUGGCUUGCUCACUCGUGGUGCAAGAACAACAGCGUGAUCUUGGCUGAUGAAAUGGGCUUGGGGAAGACUAUCCAGACAAUAUCAUUCCUCUCCUAUCUCUUCUAUCAGCAUCAGCUGUACGGCCCCUUUCUGAUAGUGGUGCCCUUGUCUACUCUGACGUCGUGGCAGAGAGAGUUUGAAAUCUGGGCACCAGAGAUUAAUGUGGUCGUUUACAUAGGAGACAUGAUGAGUAGAAACACGAUCCGUGAAUAUGAGUGGAUCCAUUCUCAGACUAAAAGGCUGAAGUUCAAUGCACUUAUCACAACAUAUGAGAUCCUCCUCAAAGAUAAGACUGUUCUGGGCAGCAUUAAUUGGGCCUUCCUGGGUGUGGACGAAGCCCAUCGGUUGAAGAACGAUGACUCUUUGCUGUAUAAAACUCUGCUUGAUUUCAAGUCCAACCACAGGCUCCUGAUCACUGGGACCCCACUUCAGAAUUCUCUCAAAGAGCUCUGGUCAUUGCUGCACUUUAUCAUGCCGGAGAAGUUUGAGUUCUGGGAGGAUUUUGAAGAUGAUCAUGGGAAAGGGAGAGAGAAUGGCUACCAGAGCCUUCACAAAGUCCUGGAGCCUUUCCUUCUGCGCAGGGUGAAGAAGGAUGUGGAGAAAUCCCUGCCGGCCAAAGUGGAGCAGAUUCUCCGGGUGGAAAUGUCUGCCCUGCAGAAGCAGUAUUAUAAGUGGAUUUUGACAAGAAAUUACAAGGCUCUCUCGAAGGGGACAAGAGGAAGCACGUCUGGCUUCCUUAACAUUGUGAUGGAGCUGAAAAAGUGCUGCAACCAUUGCUAUCUCAUUAAAACUCCGGAAGAAAAUGAAAGGGAGACUGGCAUGGAAAUGCUGAUGUCUCUAAUCAGGAGCAGUGGAAAGCUAAUUCUCUUGGACAAACUGCUGACUAGGCUGCGUGAGAGGGGUAACAGAGUCCUGAUCUUCUCCCAGAUGGUGAGGAUGCUGGACAUCUUGGCAGAAUACUUGGCUAUCAAGCACUACCCUUUCCAGCGCUUGGACGGCUCAAUCAAAGGGGAGAUCCGAAAGCAAGCGCUGGAUCACUUCAACGCGGAAGGCUCUGAGGACUUCUGUUUUUUGCUGUCAACACGAGCUGGCGGACUGGGGAUUAACCUGGCUUCUGCGGACACUGUGGUUAUCUUUGACUCGGACUGGAACCCCCAGAAUGACUUGCAGGCUCAGGCUCGGGCUCACAGAAUUGGACAGAAGAAGCAGGUGAACAUUUACCGCUUAGUCACAAAAGGGACAGUGGAAGAGGAGAUCAUCGAAAGGGCUAAGAAAAAGAUGGUGUUAGAUCAUCUGGUGAUCCAGCGUAUGGACACCACAGGCCGUACUGUUCUGGAUAACAACUCUGGAAGAUCCAACUCAAAUCCUUUCAACAAAGAGGAGUUGACAGCUAUUCUGAAGUUUGGAGCUGAGGAUCUCUUCAAGGAGAUUGAAGGGGAAGAAUCGGAGCCACAGGAAAUGGAUAUUGAUGAGAUUUUACGCCUGGCUGAAACACGAGAGAACGAAGUGUCCUCGAGCGCCACGGAUGAGCUUCUGUCUCAAUUCAAGGUAGCCAAUUUUGCAACCAUGGAGGAGGAAGAGACUGAGCUGGACGAGAGGUCCCAGAGGGACUGGGAUGAUAUUAUUCCUGAAGAGCAAAGGAAGAAAGUGGAGGAGGAGGAAAGACAGAAGGAGUUGGAAGAAAUCUAUAUGCUGCCCAGAAUCCGCAGCUCCACUAAAAAGGCUCAGGCAAAUGACAGUGAUUCUGAUGCUGAAUCAAAGAGAAGGAUACACAGGUCAUCUGGAUCAGAGAGUGAGACGGACGAUACUGAUGACGAUAAAAGGCCAAAGCGCCGGGGGCGCCCACGGAGCGUUAGGAAAGACACGGUGGAAGGAUUUACUGAUGCCGAAAUCAGGAGGUUUAUCAAGGCUUAUAAGAAGUUUGGGCUUCCACUCGAACGACUGGAGUGCAUUGCUCGUGAUGCCGAGCUGGUGGACAAGUCCAUAGCUGAUCUGAAACGUCUAGGGGAACUUAUUCACAACAGCUGUGUGUCGGCAAUGCAGGAAUACGAGGAGCAGCUGAAAGAAAACCCCGGUGAGGGGAAAGGGCCUGGGAAAAGGAGGGGUCCUACCCUCAAGAUCUCUGGUGUCCAAGUCAACGUGAAAUCCAUCAUCCAACAUGAAGAAGAGUUUGAAAUGCUGCACAAAUCCAUUCCCACGGACCUGGAGGAGAAGAGGAAGUACUGCCUGACCUGCCGCGUCAAAGCUGCUCAUUUUGAUGUAGACUGGGGAGUGGAGGAUGAUUCUCGUUUAUUGCUGGGAAUUUAUGAACAUGGCUAUGGAAACUGGGAGCUAAUUAAAACGGACCCAGAACUGAAGUUAACAGAUAAGAUCCUACCUGUUGAGACAGAUAAGAAGCCUCAGGGAAAGCAGCUCCAGACCCGUGUUGAUUAUCUGCUGAAAUUGCUGAAGAAAGAUCUGGAGAAGAAGGAAACUGUGAAAGAUGGGGAAGAGGCCAAACUGAAGAAGAGGAAACCACGCGUGAAGAAAGAGAACAAAGCUCCCAAAGUCAAAGAUGAGCAUGGAAAUGACCUGUCCUCUCCUCGGCACUCGGACAACCAGUCAGAAGAGGGUGAAGUCAAGGAGGAUGGCUUGGAAAAGAGCCCAGUGAAAAAGAAACAGAAGAAGAAAGAGAACAAAGAGAACAAGGAAAAACAGUCAACCACAAAGAAAGAAAAGGAAGGCGAAAAAGAGAAAAAGAAAACAAAGGAUAAGAAGGAGAAGGCCAAAGGUAGUGAGACCAAGUCUGGAAGCAAAGGGAAGCGAUCUCAAGGUCCUGUCCACAUUACAGCAGGGAGUGAGCCCAUCCCCAUUGGAGAAGAUGAGGAUGAUGACCUGGACCAGGAAACGUUCAGCAUAUGCAAAGAGAGGAUGAGGCCAGUGAAAAAGGCACUGAAGCAACUGGACAAGCCAGAUAAGGGACUGACAGUGCAAGAACAGCUGGAGCAUACUCGCAACUGCCUCCUGAAAAUUGGAGAUCGCAUCUCAGAGUGCCUUAAAGCCUACUCUGACCAGGAGCACAUCAAACUAUGGAGAAGGAACCUCUGGAUAUUUGUGUCCAAGUUCACAGAAUUUGAUGCCAGAAAAUUGCACAAACUCUACAAAAUGGCUCACAAAAAAAGAUCCCAGGAAGAGGAGCAGGAGCAGAAGAAGAAGGAGGACAUGGCUGGCAGCAAAAGGCUAUUCCGCCCAGAGCCUUCUGGCUCCAGCCGGGAUUCCCUCAUGUCUCAGUCUCACCUGCCUCCCAACCCUCAUUCUCAGAAACUCCACCUGCCCCCCUCGCACCCUCAGCAGAUGCACGGGCACCAGCGGGACAACUACAGUCACCCUAACAAGAGACACUUCAGUAACACAGAUCGAGGAGACUGGCAGAGAGAUCGGAAAUUUAACUAUGGUGGCAACAGCAACCAGGUUUGGGGUGGAGAACGGCAUCACCAGUACGAGCAGCACUGGUACAAGGAUCACCACUACGGGGAUCGUCGGUCUCGUGGCGACCCCCACCGAAGCUCCGGGAACUACCGACCAAAUAAUCUCUCCCGCAAGAGGCCGUAUGAGCAGUACAACAGUGACCGAGACCACAGGGGACACAGAGAUUAUUAUGACAGACACCAUCACGAUUCCAAGCGGCGAAGAUCCGAGGAGUUCAGGCCCCAGAACUACCACCAGCAGGAAUUCAGAAGAAUGUCUGAUCACAGGCCACCCAUGGGAUACCACGGCCAGGGACCUUCGGACCAUUACCGGUCCUUCCAUACAGACAAAUCGGGAGAUUACAAACAGCCUCUUCCCCCUCCUCACUCCCAAGUCUCGGACCCUCGCUCACCCCCGUCUCAAAAAUCCCCUCAUGAGUCCAAGUCACCCUUGGAUCACAGGUCGCCCCUGGACAGGUCAUUAGAACAGAAAAACAAUCCAGAUUAUAACUGGAAUGUUCGAAAAACAUAAAUGACUGGGAGAGGAGGGAGAGAGCGCAUCUGAAAUACUUGGUCUGAUGCAACAGCGGCUGCUUUUCCAAACCGCUAACCGGAGACUCUGAACAUGCUGCUAUUAUCUUGCUGGGUGAAGGAGGAUUCGGGGGAGUGGGCGGGGGCUCUCCCCAGCUGUUAGUUCUGGUCUGGAUUCCUUUUUCAUAUCCCCCUUCUCCAGUCUGGCAUUGGAACUGGAUCCAUUGCCCGCAGGGGGGAACAGGUGUCAUUAUUUGCUUUAGUUUUGUUUUUCGUUGAAGGCUGCAUCCGACAGACUCUUGUGAAUGUUUCACAACUGCGGAGCUUUCCCAGAGCCAAGGACGUGGAUUGAUGCUGCUUAA
This is a messenger RNA of Dermochelys coriacea (leatherback sea turtle), 9680 nucleotides long. It is a transcript of the gene CHD2, whose product is annotated as chromodomain helicase DNA binding protein 2. Gene Ontology annotation, molecular function: chromatin binding; ATP-dependent chromatin remodeler activity; histone binding. NCBI's taxonomy places the organism in Eukaryota, Metazoa, Chordata, Testudines, Dermochelyidae. Bases 3803 to 9319 code for a protein of 1838 amino acids. The transcript is spliced from 43 exons. Gene Ontology annotation, biological process: nucleosome organization; regulation of transcription by RNA polymerase II. Gene Ontology annotation, cellular component: chromatin; nucleus. The record is from RefSeq and is a predicted model, not a curated record.